CAGUAGCUGCUGCUAGAAUCCAAGGGGGAGGGAGAAACUAGUGUUGUGCUUGUUACCUGUGUGAUACAGGAAGAAGAGAUCAGCCUCACCUUGUACAUCUUAGAUUUGCUUUUAUUUGUUACCAGUGAAUGUUCAUGUAAUGCACUCCCUUAACCAGGAAAUUAGAGCAUUCUCCCGGACUAAUCUCAGGAAGCAAUGCACCAGGGUGACAACAUUAACUGGGAAAAAAAUUAUAGAAACGUGGAAAGACGCCAGAAUUCACGUUGUGGAAGAAGUUGAGCCUGGCAGUGGGGGUGGCUGUGGUUAUGUGCAGGACCUAAGCCUGGACCUGCAGGUUGGUGUAAUUAAGCCAUGGUUGCUGCUUGGAUCACAAGAUGCUGCUCAUGAUUUAGACACAUUGAAAAAACACAAGGUUACUCAUAUUCUCAAUGUUGCCUGUGGAGUUGAAAAUGCUUUCCUCAAUGACUUUACAUAUAAGAACAUUUCUAUCUUGGAUCUACCUGAAACCAAUAUCGUAUCUUAUUUUCCAGAAUGCUUUGAAUUCAUUGAAGAAGCCAAAUUGAAGGAUGGAGUGGUUCUUGUUCAUUGUAAUGCAGGCGUCUCCAGGGCCGCAGCAAUUAUAAUUGGCUUCCUGAUGAGUACUGAAGAAAUCACAUUUACCAGUGCCUUUUCUUUGGUGAAAAAUGCAAGACCUGCUAUAUGCCCAAAUUCUGGCUUCAUGGAACAACUUCAAGCAUAUCAACAAUGAAAAAAAUAUGGGAAUAAGUAAUUGGGCAUAAUAAAAUUCGGGAAAUAGAUGAAGCCAACAGUUUGUGAGAUGGCAUUUUAACAGAUGAUGUGAAACUAUAACUUCUCAAUUGGCCUUUUAAAACCAAGUUUUUAGGAUAGAGUGGCAGAAGCCAAAUACUUUCCUUUUGCUACCCUCAAAGUGGAAACUGAGGUGACCUAAUUAUCUUGAGCUUCAACCUAAAUGAAUUUUUUAAAAUAAUAUUGCUUAUUCUUCAGCAUUUAAAAUGUGUGAUGGAAUGCUUCUUUUUGAAUUGCAUAGACCAGAUAACAUUGGUAUUACUGAUUAUGUUAACUUCUUUGGGGGGAAAUGGUAAAAGUGGCCUUGAAGUCUGUUUUUGAACAUUGAAAAAAGGAUGAAUCAAUUGUUGAAUGCUUUUGGUGUUUUUUCUAUUCCAGUAACUGUUCUGAUGAAGAAAGAUGCUGAAACACUGCUUGAUUUGUACAUGUAUUAGAAAAAUAGUUAUUACUUUAGAAAGAUUUCUUUGUCUGCAUUUCUUUUCCAGUAAAAUUAAAUAGCUCUGUUCAGAAGGUAUACAAUUGUAACAUACAGAGCACUCGAAUAUCCUUUUAUCAGAAUUCAUUGUCUUUUAAUUGCUUAGGGUUUUUGUUGUUGUUGUUGUUGUUGUUGUUGUUUUGUCCUUUACCCAUUUGGUAGCUUUUGCCCCCAACUCCAUUUGCUCCUCAUCCCUACCCUUUACACACAGUAAUAUGUUACAAUAUAUUCUGAUUUAUAUAUUUUACUGUCAGGCAUCUCUUCUCUUUCUGGGUUCCUUUUAUACUUUUAUUGGGUCCUGUUUUAUGAAGUUUUUGGAAGUCUUAGAUUUCUGAAAAAUAUUCUUUAUACUGAAAAGCCUAUUUGUCAUGAGUAAACUUAAAGCUCACAUAGACAAUAAAACAAAAAUGGCUAUAAUCAAUUUCACUUGAUGUUCACUUCUGUUGCAUACAAUUCUUUAAGAAAAGAAAAAAAAUUAAAAUUAAUAAAUAAUUUGGACCUGGUUCUCAUGGAGCCUGGACACAUUUUCAACCUCACCUCUGACUAUAGGCCUUGAAUAAAUUAUUUCAUUGCCUUUGCUUUUGUUUCUCUAUUUGGGAAAGAAUGACUUCUCAAUAUUACAAAACCAUCUGGAGAUUUUCUUUUCUACCUCUUUGAAACUUUUUUUUUAAAACAAAAGCAUUAUUUCUAUUAAUAUAUUAUUGCUAAUGACAUAAAAUAUACAUCCCUAAUCCUGUUUGUGAAAUUUAUAUUAAAAGUUUUUCGUUAGUAUUUAAUAAUUGAGGAAAUUAAUAUAAGCUACAGGGGAAUUUUUUUUGAUUCUCUUAUAAACGUAACAUUUGAACAAGAGUAUUUCAUGCAAAUAAGUUGGAAAGUAUAUAUUGAACACAUCUGUGCAGUUGAGAAGGUAUAUCUUCUAUGCUGCUUUCAUGGGCAAAGGGUUGAAAAAUGAUAAAUAACAGGUUAUGUGCUUUGAGAGAAAUAAUUGCUGGAAAACUCUCCAGAGCUAAACCCUCUCACCGCAUACCAAUCCUGAGAAGCAGUAUAAAACUAACCGAGCAAAGUGAACAAUUUGAAAAUGACCAAUGCAAAUGUCCUGUUGAAUGUCAGGAAGUCUCUCUAUGGUAUUCUUUUUAGUCUUUUUUUGCCAAGAAUUUGCAGAUUUUCUAGAUGACCCUUCUUUCUGCUAAUGACUGCAUUGAUGUGAAUGUAUUUUCUUUUUUUCACGGUGCUAUUAAGUUUUAGUUUAUUAAGAAUUGGGACAUAAUGUACAUUAUAUAUCACAGAACAUAUAAUUUGGCAUGGCAUUUAUAUCUGGAGUUCUGGUCUGUGUCACUCUGGUUUUGUGACACGUAACAUGAACUUACCACACCUUCUUUCUAGUAAAGAUCUUGCUUUGACCUCUAGCCUUAUUUUACUUACAAACUGUGGUUUGAUGCCUCUAAGAAUGGAACCUAAGAGAUUAAAUCUUUUAAAAAACUAUUUGUUGGUGAGACAGUGAUAGGUCAGAUGUAUGUUUGUGGAUGAUUUCAUGCAGAGAAAUUAAUCUGUAUGCCUUAUCUUGGUGGCAUAAAGCUAUUUUGAGAAGAAACUUUAUUAUGAUCCCACUAUCUAACAUUAUGAAUCAAAAAUAUAUGUAGAUACCAGUCACUGUUUUGGUAGAGAAAAAAAGUCUCAUAUAUAGGCCCAUCUGUGCAGUUGUGAUUUUGGCUGAGUCCCUGAAAAUACAACUUCAAAAUUUUUUUUUCCUGUCACGCUUAAUUAUUUAUAUCUAAAUUAAGAGAAAAAAUGAAAUUUAUAUUUGCUCAAAAUUAUAAGUAGAAAAGAAAUAAAAUAUGGGGUUCUUCACUUAUUGGAAGAGGCAGGCUAUAUAUUGGUUUGGAUAAUAAAAUUCCCCUUUUUAAUUUUCAAGUUACUUUUUGUUUUACUUAGGUAACUAUUUUAUUUACAUAAUACUUAAAAUUUAUCCAAUGAUAUGAAUAAUUUCUGGAGUUUAUAUGAACUUGAAAAUCUCAUUCCCUUUCCCCAUAUAUCACUAGAUUUGAGGCAAAAUGUUGACCAUGAUGAUGAGAACACUAUGACAACAACACUGAGAGGAAGAAAAAUAUAAUGGUUUAAAUCUUUAUUGACAUAUUCUUUUUUUCUUUCUUUUCCCAUUAAGAUGCAUAAGUAUAGCAUUUGGAAAGUAUUCUUCAGGAACUGGGCAACCUACUUUCUUUUUGACUGAAUCAUUUCAAUGGAAAAAAAAAUCUAAAACUUGGCAAGACAAAUAUCAGUGAGUCAGGCAUUUCAAAUGUGUGAGGAACUCAAAAUGUUCCUAAUAUUGAAAGGAAGAUUUUUGAGUGUGACACAAUGAAUUUCUCAACGAUGUACCAUCCAGAAGAUAUACUUAGAACAAGUUACCAAGACUAAUGUGUUAUAAAUAGACAUACAGGUACAUGACUGAACAUAAAUGUAUAAUGUUAGUCAUUACUGGCAGGAAAAUAAAACAAAGCAAAACAAAAAACAAACUUUUGGAAGGGUUUAACAGCUAUUUUAGCUACAAUUUAGCCAUUCUUUGUAGUCUUAAAUCAGUUUAGAUGGAAGGUUUUAGAAUUCUUGUUUAUAAAUGUAACUGUUUCUAAGGUUUUUAUUGUACUCUUAUGUUACCAUUCAUGUAGGUGCAGUUACAGUAAGAAACCUCACUUAAAGUGUUUGCUUUGUUUUUUUUGAAUGGUUAAAGUUUGCCUCGUGUGAUUUAAAAAGUCAAAGUCAUUUAUUUUGUAUGCAUAUUUGUAAUUUAUCCUGUACCAAAGUACUUUAAGUGCGAAA
This is a messenger RNA of Vombatus ursinus (common wombat), 4093 nucleotides long. It is a transcript of the gene DUSP19, whose product is annotated as dual specificity phosphatase 19. Gene Ontology annotation, molecular function: JUN kinase phosphatase activity. Gene Ontology annotation, cellular component: cytoplasm. The coding region runs from base 140 to 748 and encodes 202 amino acids. The transcript has 4 exons. Gene Ontology annotation, biological process: protein dephosphorylation; regulation of MAP kinase activity. NCBI's taxonomy places the organism in Eukaryota, Metazoa, Chordata, Mammalia, Diprotodontia, Vombatidae. The record is from RefSeq and is a predicted model, not a curated record.